Messenger RNA from Notothenia coriiceps (black rockcod), 1870 nucleotides. RefSeq names its product diphthamide biosynthesis 5 (gene dph5). Gene Ontology annotation, biological process: protein histidyl modification to diphthamide. The annotation marks the transcript as partial. The transcript has 4 exons. NCBI's taxonomy places the organism in Eukaryota, Metazoa, Chordata, Actinopteri, Perciformes, Nototheniidae. Gene Ontology annotation, molecular function: diphthine synthase activity. The record is from RefSeq and is a predicted model, not a curated record.
CUGUAUAACUUCGGGGAGACGGUGUCGUUGGUGUUCUGGACGGAGACGUGGAAACCCGAGAGUUUCUACGACAAAAUCUGUAAAAACAGGAAAGCUGGACAACAUACACUCUGCCUGCUGGACAUUAAGGUCAAAGAGCAGAGCAUCGAGAACAUGAUGAGAGGGAAAAAGAUCUUCGAGCCGCCGCGCUUCAUGACGGUCGGUCAGGCUGCAGAUCAGCUGAUCCAGAUCAUCGAGAGGAGGAGGGAGGAGGGGGGGGAGCUGGGUGUGACGGAGGACACGGUGUGUGUCGGUGUCGCUCGGCUCGGUGCAGACGAUCAGCUGAUCCGCACCGGGACGUUACGCCAGCUGGUGUCAUGUGACCUGGGCGAGCCGCUCCAUUCGCUGGUCGUCACCGGACAUCUGCACCCGCUGGAGGUGGACAUGCUGCGAGUCAACGCUGAACCUGACGCUCUGAAGGACCUGAAGUCCAUCGACAGCUCCACCUUCUGCUCAUAACACACACUCUGACUCUGGGUACAUGUGAGGACCAACACAAACCAUCACAACUACAGUAAAAGAGAAAUAACCCACUACUUUUUGGAUGAUUUAUUUAUCUUUAGGGUUGUUUUUCAUGGAGAAAUGUCUUUAAAAGCAGCCUGUACUUCCUUUAAAGAUGCUGCUUCUCUUUGUUAUAUAUCCAACAAAGAAGCACCUUACUCAUUUUAUAUCAAGUUUAAUUGAAUAAUUGUAGUCCUACAAAUGUCUAAUUUUAAACCUGAACCAUCAGAAUCAAAAUACCUGUGUAGUCCCACUGUCCCUACAAUGUUGAAAGGUCCUCUUAUGAUGGUUAUGGUAAUACUUGGUCCUCACAAAGACAGUUAAACAAGCCACAACUUUUAUGAUUUAUUUAUCGAUAAUUAUGCGUUAGGGUUGUUUUUCAUGGAGAAAGGUCUUUAAAGGCAGCUUGUACUUCCUUCAAAUAUCGAGAUGUGCUGCUUUUCUUUGUUGAAUAUCAAAGAAAGAGGAUACUCAUUUUGAAUAAUUGUAAUUAAACGCUGAAACUGAUGCUCUGAAGGACCUGAAAUCCAUCGAGUUCCACUUUCUGCUCAUAACACACUGACAACAAACCAUCAAAACUACAGUAAAAGAGAAAUAAUCCACAACUUUUAUGAUUUAUUUAUCGUUAAUUAUGGAUUUGGGUGUUUUUUUCAUGGAGAAAUGUCUUUAAAAGCAGCUUGUACUUCGUUUUAAAUAUUGAGAUUUGCUGCUUUUCUUUGUUAAAUAUCAAAGAGGAUAUCUUUUGUUUUGGUUUGACAAAAAAAGCACGGUACUCAUUUUUAUAUAAAGUUUAUUCGAAUAAUUACAGUUCUAAUAAUAAACCUGAACCAUCAAACUGUGUCUACAAUGUUGCACAUAAGGUCCUCUUAUGAUGGUUAUGGUAAUACUUGGUCCUCACAAGCCUAAACACACAACAGGCUGCAGGAUGUCGUUCCUCAUCAGAAAUAAUUAGACCAACAUUAAAAGCUAUUUUUGGAUCGGUAAAACUUCUGGUCCUGUUAAACCCAGAUAAAAGCCAGGUCCCCAGUUUGUGCUAUAAACAGAAACGUGUGUACAUUGUGAUGUCAUCAAUAAUGAGAAAUAAUAAAAAAAAUCAGAGAAACAGAAUUAUUUAUUUAUUACAGUUGAAAAAAGAAGAAGACUGAAACCCCCCGUCUGGUCACAUGAUUUGGCACGUUUUAAAAACAGUGACAUCACACGCCGGUGAGGUCAUAGGGAGGGGGGGCUCAAAUUGUCUCUGAUUCAUGAUGAAGGCACUUACCCAGAAUGCUUUGCUCCAGUCUACAAAAUGCAGCGAGGGUGGGGGGGGUUCAGGUAAGUAAAAAAAAAA